AAUAUAUAUAUCUCGAAAUUUACCCCUACAGAACAAUUUAUCUAGGAAUACUUAUUUCAAUGAACUUUCAUUACAAAUACCAUGUUUAACUCAUACAUACUCUCGCGAUGGAUAGCCUCUCCCAAGCCGAACGCGGCCAAACCUCGACCACAAUCACUCCCGAGAGAAGAGAUAAUGAUAUCUCAGUAACAUCUUCUCAAGAUAAUCAGACAACUGAGGCCAACCAAUUAUGUCCUAUGCUACAAGAAACCGACCCUGGGAGCCUCUCAAGCGAAACGAUGAAGAUCAUCUCGUCCCAAGAAAUUCUCACCGACACACUCAAGAGUUGGGCUCGAGCUGCCGCUUUACAAAGCCUAUCCCAUAAUUUGAGUCAUCAUAGGCGAUAUGAUACGCUCUGGCACCGAGUUCUUUUAAAUGAGCAAAGCGAGAUAACAAGGAUGGAGAAAAUGCUAGCAGAUUUAGAUAAGAGAGACGAAAAUGAAUCAAACUCCACGUCACGAAGACCCAAACUCGGCCCAGACACUUGUGUACCUACCUUAUGCCGAUGUCCAAGCCAUAAAAAUAUCGCAUGUGGCGGGAAUAGCAAGAAUCAUCGCGAAGAUGACACGACUGCUAACUCUGUGUCUAAUCCAUGUACGAGAAAGCCCUGUGAUUGUAAUGAAGAGGACUUUAAGAGCGAUCUCUCAGAGACGAUCUUGAAACGGUUGAAACGUUACUCCGAGUCUGUACUCCUCUUACACCGACUCCAAAAGAUCCCGCAAACAACUCGUCGAGAAUGGUCUAGUCUAUACCAUACACUAAAGGGGGAGGGUGUACUAGAAGGCAGCGACUGGGACUUCUUGUCUUUCCAGGAUGAUUUCGUGAGCACACGAACCGAACGUGCCGAUCAAACGUUUGCCGCUCUUGUAUACGGCAACGCACCACUCUCUAGACUAUUCAGAUGGCUCUUCAAGAAUAGGAACCAUGGAAGGACUGGCGAUGAAGUGGCCAACAAGACAACUAUCUACCUACAUACCGGUGGCAUGGAGUCCCUGAAAAAGGGCCUUGUGGCUGCCGGAAGCGGUAUCAUCUUGAUGGUUCCAGUUGGGAUCCUGUUGCUUCUGCCUAUGGGAAAGGUCAACUCCCUUAUCGUGGUAGUGUGUUUCGGGGCAGCAUUCGUCUUCGCCUUAAUGCUCCUAGGCAAGACUUUCGACACAAUGCUCAUUGGCUUCUCUGCCUACUCGGCUGUUCUAGUUACGUUCUUGGCAAAUACGCAAGGAGGCGGAAACUGCACAUGCUGAAUAUUGGGCAUAUGGCCACAACUAAUCGUUCACUCAUCUGUAGGUUACCGGUUGGCUCGUCAUGUGGGGACUGGGUAGGUACUAGGUAGGUAGGCAUUGGUGAGAGCGGAUCGGCUUCACCCAAGGUUCUUACCUACAUGUGUAUCAGGCUAUUUCCUAUAUAAUGAUUUUGAAUAGACUUUGCAUUAGUAUACCUUAUCUACA
Messenger RNA from Annulohypoxylon maeteangense, 1484 nucleotides. RefSeq lists its product as uncharacterized. The transcript has 6 exons. The record is from RefSeq and is a predicted model, not a curated record. Lineage: Eukaryota; Fungi; Ascomycota; Sordariomycetes; Xylariales; Hypoxylaceae. The coding region runs from base 108 to 1280 and encodes 390 amino acids.